This is a messenger RNA of Jaculus jaculus (lesser Egyptian jerboa), 3708 nucleotides long. RefSeq names its product matrix metallopeptidase 28 (gene Mmp28). Gene Ontology annotation, molecular function: zinc ion binding; metalloendopeptidase activity. The record is from RefSeq and is a predicted model, not a curated record. The transcript has 8 exons. Lineage: Eukaryota; Metazoa; Chordata; Mammalia; Rodentia; Dipodidae. Gene Ontology annotation, biological process: collagen catabolic process; extracellular matrix organization; proteolysis. Gene Ontology annotation, cellular component: extracellular matrix. Bases 1 to 1587 code for a protein of 528 amino acids.
AUGGGGGCGCGCGUGGGCCUCCUGCCGCCGCCGCCGCCGCCGCCGCUGCUGCUGCUGCUGCUGCUGCUGCUGGGUUGCCUGCAAGCCCGGCUCGCCGAGCGCGGAGACCCGGAGCUGCGCGCCGAGGCGGAGGCUUUCCUGGAGAAGUACGGAUACCUUACGGAGCAGACCGCCAAAGCCCCAGCCCCCACUCGGUUCAGCAAUGCUGUCAGAGAGUUCCAGUGGGUGUCCCAGCUGCCCAUCAGUGGAGUGCUGGACCAGGCCACUCUGCGUCAAAUGACACGUCCCCGCUGUGGGGUUGCCGACGCUGACAGUCAUUCAAGUUGGACAGAGAGGAUCCGUGUCCUGUUUCCUGGACCCCGGGCCCAAAUGAGUCGUAAGAAACGUUUUGCAAGGCCAGGCAACAACAAAUGGUACAAGCAACACCUCUCCUACCGCCUGGUGAACUGGCCUGAGCACCUGCCCGAGUCAGCUGUCCGUGGGGCCGUGCGCGCCGCCUUCCAGGUGUGGAGCAAUGUCUCGGCGCUGGAGUUCUGGGAGGCCCCGUCCACAGGCCCCGCUGACAUCCGCCUCACCUUUUUCCAAGGGGACCACAAUGAUGGGCUAGACAAUGCCUUCGAUGGCCCAGGGGGCGCCCUGGCGCACGCCUUCCUGCCCCGCCGCGGCGAAGCGCACUUCGACCGGGACGAGCGCUGGUCCCUGAGCCGCCGCCGCGGCCGCAACCUGUUCGUGGUGCUGGCGCACGAGAUCGGCCACACCCUGGGCCUGGCGCACUCGCCCGCGCCGCGCGCGCUCAUGGCGCCCUACUACAAGAGGCUGGGCCGCGACGCGCUGCUCAGCUGGGACGACGUGCUGGCCGUGCAGCGCCUGUACGGGAAGCCCCUAGGACGCUCCGUGGCCACUCAGCUCCCAGGAAAGCUAUUCACCGACUUUGAGGCCUGGGACCUCCACAGCUCCCAGGUCAAGCAUCCUGACAUCCAGGGUCCUAAAUACUGCCACUAUUCCUUUGAUGCUAUCACUGUAGACGGACAGCAGCGACUGUCCAUCUUCAAAGGGAGCCACUUCUGGGAGGUGGCAGCUGACGGCAACGUUUCAGAGCCCCGCCCACUACAGGACAGGUGGCCCGGGCUGCCUCCCAACAUUGAGGCUGCCGCCGUGUCCCUGGAAGACGGAGACUUCUACUUCUUCAAAGGGAGUCGAUGCUGGAGGUUCCGGGGUUCCAAGCCCGUGUGGGGGCACCCGCAGAAGUGCCGGGCAGGCGGCCUGCCGCGCCACCCCGAUGCAGCCCUCUUCUUCCCUCCGCUGCGCCGCCUCAUCCUCUUCAAGGGCGCCCGCUACUACGUGCUGGCCCGAGGCGGGCUGCAGGUGGAGCCCUACUACCCUCGGAGCAUGCAGGACUGGGCCGGGGUCCCCGAGGAGAUUAUGGGCGCCCUGCCCAGGUCCGAUGGCUCCAUCGUCUUCUUUAGAGAUGACCAGUAUUGGCGCCUGGACCAAGCUACGCUGCGGGUGACCACCUCGGGCCGCUGGGCCUCCGAACUGCCCUGGAUGGGCUGCUGGAAUGCCAACUCCGGAGGCGCCCUGUUCUGAAGGCGUCCCCACCCAGGCGCACGGAGCGAACCGCUAGAGCCUUAAGGCCACUCACUUCCUUGUCCCUGCCUGAGGGGCACAGCCUGUCUGGGGGAGCCGCUGAACUUGCCUGGAGGGGACCCGGCAGCGUAGGCCCCAGGUAGAAGUCGCCCUGAAUUUGUUCCCUGGAGGACAUAGUGCUGUGUGUUGGUCACAUGGUGGUGACCGCGGGAUCAAUCUAUGGAGAAACAACAACAAAAAGGGUCCCAGCACUUCCCCCCACCCCCAGUGCCUCCUUUUCCAAGCCUUGGGAGUUUUGUUUCUUCUGCUGAAGGCACCUUUAUAGAUGCCACAGUGCUGAGAUCCAGCCCAGAAAGAUGCAGAACUUAACAGAAAAGCUGUAAUCGCAGCAGGAUCAGAAGUUCAAGGUCAUUUUUUGGCUGCAUAGUAAAUUCAAGGUCAGUCUGGGAUACAUGACACUCUGUCCAAUUAAAAUAAAAGAAAAAAAGCGAAACUACCAGAGGAUGAGGACUCUUCGAUUCUUGGGAAAUUGUCUCUUAAUCAGAGGCCCCAUCCCCAAGCAGCUUUGUUGGAUGACAGACCCGAGGGUCUCCACGUCAGAUGUCCUUCGGGGGAUCAGCACGCAGAGCAGGAGGGAGGCUGAGGGAGGCCUCCGCGCCUGGCUUUUUGAGUAAACAGUCGCCAACAAUCGGUGGGCUUCGGGGCAGUAGCAGUCGUCCUUGGACAGGUGCAACCAUCUUUUCUAGCGAACGCAGGUAGGCACUGGGUGCAGGAUAUGCAGGGACCAUGUUCUGCUAUCCAAACAAGGGCCAACCAGCUGUGUGCGCGUCAUGGCGUGAGGGGGCGAGCGUCUCAGAAAGCAAAAUGACCUCCCAGGGGGCGGAAGGAGACCCCUCUGCAGCAGGAGAUGGCGCGGAGGGAGUGUGCCCGCAGCAGACCCUGGGGAGGCAGUCUCCACAAUGCUCUUGCAGGUUGCCCCCUCCCCUUCUCCAGGCCACACACACACACGCACAGCGUUCCAGAAGCUCCUGCUGUCUGGCCAAGAAUAGCCAGGAUUCCUGGAGAAGGAACCAGUUCCUCAACCUCCGCUGUGUGCCUCAGCCAGUUUCAGCAUUAAUUUUAGCAUCUGGAUCUCCAGUUCUCUUUGCCCUCCACCCCCACCUGCCCGUGCCUCGGCACACAGUGACCUCAGCUAGCCAGCUUGCAGGGAAGGGAGAAUGAUCUGGCCGGGGUGGAAGGGGGGCAACCCACAGCUCCGCGGAGGCAUAGCUGGCCCCGUGCCCUCCUUUCUUCUCUGUGCAAGGGGGAGAAUGAAUGCCCUUUGAGCGCACUUGGCUGCAAGUGCUUUGCACUGCUCUGUCCUGGGAAGGCCUGGGCGUCGGCUCCCUGCCCAUCCCUUGCUCUCUGGCUUGUACCCCAGGGAGGGGAAGGCGGCUCCUCCCAUCUUCACAGCCACCGCCCCCCCCCCCCGUCAAGACACUGACACUUUUAGAGGCUUUAUUGAAUGGCUAGAGGGAAAGGGUCAGUUUCUCAAGGGGCGGAGGGAAUCCAGAGGUUACUUUCCCCAGGUGAUGCCUCUGCCUACCGGGCCACAAGGCACUGGGAGAGACGCCGGAGAGGCUGUGUUUGGCGCACGAGUCAAGUGGGCGGGGCAGAUGCGGGGUGCUUGCCUGGGGGUGGGUGCUCUGGUAGUAUUGGCGGCUUUAGAUGCGGUCCUGUGUGCAGCCCUGCGCCCACCGUGGGGCUUCUCACGGAGCGGGGCGCUCAGGAUGGCUCCGAGAAGGGGCAGUUCUGUGGCAUGUGCUGAAGAAGAGGAGGCGGGAAGUUCGGGGUCAGGCAAGGACAAGGGGAUGCAAAGGCUUCGGGAGUGGGAGCGCUCAGGGCCCCUCGGCGGCCUCUGCUUGACCCAGGUCCGGGUGCUCCAGGACACAGUGCUCCACGUAGGCCGGGUGGCUGUGCAGGGUCUUGCAUUUCUUGCAAAAAAGGAUCUCGCAGCGCGCACAGCCUCCGCGGCGCGGGCGUCUCCGCCGGGUCUCCAGCAAGCACGUCUCCUCUGGGGCGCCCCGCUUCCUGAGGAGGGGCGACCGCACAACGCUCAUCGGUUCCCCACCUCCCCGAGAA